Molecule: messenger RNA, 4608 nt
Organism: Ictalurus punctatus (channel catfish)
Lineage: Eukaryota; Metazoa; Chordata; Actinopteri; Siluriformes; Ictaluridae
Product: protein GPR108
Exons: 18
Coding region: 138-1961 (607 amino acids)
Biological process (GO): transport
Cellular component (GO): membrane; Golgi apparatus
Source: RefSeq, a predicted model, not a curated record
GGAGAAAAAUGACUGCGUCCAGGAAGUGGGUACCUGGUUAGAAGUGGGAAGUUAUAAUAAACCGCUAGUUAGCAAGGUAGCUACCAAUACUUACUUUUUAUUAAAGCAGGUAAGUUAAAUUCGGAAGAUUAUCGACGAUGAUUUUACACCGUGUCGUUUACGUGCUACUUCCGGUGCUGGUGUGUUUAAGCGAGGCCAGAAUACAUCGCCUUAUUCUGAAGAAUGAAACACGCUUCCUUGUCCACCUCAACACCUUCGGAUACUUCGCUGAGGGUACGCUGGAUGUCAAUCUGCUGUCUCUACAACUUCCUAAAGAGAAGGAUGCAUCCAACCCUAAGAUGGGCUUCAGUCUGGCUAGGUCCCGGGUAAACGGCGUGCUAUCGUACACAACCGAGGACCCGGAACAGUGCACUCUGUCCAAAAGCAAGAGCGAGGACAAUCUGGUUCUGUUCAUCAUCGACCCGAGCAAACUGAGUGUCGAUGUGAAGUCAUUUGGUCAGAAGGACAGUGUCUUACAGUCAAAGCUGAAGUCUGAUGUUAAAGUCGCUCGGAAGAAAAGAGAGAGCACUGAAAAAAAAUCCAGUCCAGACCGAAAGCCUGCCGAGCUUGAAAAGGAACAGAACACUAUCAAGAAUGAAACAGAGGCAGUGAUUAAAGCUAAAGACCCACAAGCCACUGGGACUAACAAUAAAGACCCACAAGCCACUGGGACUAACAAUAAAGGGACACAAGCCACUGGGACUAACAGUAAAGGGGCAGUAGACCCUGGGAAUAAAGAUAAAGAGAUAGAAGAGAAAAAGAAUAAUGGUAAUACACCUAAUGAAGAUGCUGCUGGGAAAGUGGACACGACCAAAGAGGACAAGUCUCUUAGCCAGGUGACGAUCAAGGACGGAGUGAGGUUGGUCCUGAAUCAGUAUGGCGACACCUACAAUUUCACAUUUCAUAUCACUAUGGGUGCUCAGGACCAGGGCCUGUACAACCUGAACUUUCAUUACUGCUCCAGCAACAAGCUCGCUGCCGUCGGUCCGUACUCCCUCAGUGUGGAGAUCAGAGAGAAGAACCCGGAUGGCUUUCUCUCUGCUGCUGAGAUUCCCCUACCGCGUCUCUAUAUUAGCAUGGCUGCCCUGUUCCUGACAGCGGCCAUCAUCUGGACAUCAACACUGCUCAAACACAAGUACAGUGUGUUUAAGAUCCACUGGUUGAUGGCCGCUCUCGCCUACACCAAAGCCGUGUCCUUGGUUUUCCACAGUAUUAACUAUCACUUCAUCAACAUGGAGGGGCAUCCUAUCGAAGGCUGGGCUGUAAUGUACUACAUCACUCACCUCCUGAAGGGGGCACUGCUGUUUAUAACCCUGGCUCUGAUAGGAACUGGCUUUGCCUUCAUAAAAUACAUCCUCUCGGACAAGGAGAAGAAGAUCUUCAUGAUCGUCAUCCCUCUACAGGUGUUGGCUAACGUGGCGUACAUCAUCAUCGAGGAGACUGAGGAAGGCUCGAUUGAGUACGGAUUGUGGAGGGAGAUCUUGUUCCUCGUAGACCUCAUCUGCUGCGGAGCCAUCCUCUUCCCCGUCGUCUGGUCGAUUCGACACCUGCAGGAGGCGUCUACUACAGACGGCAAAGCUGCAAUAAACUUGGAGAAGCUGAAGCUCUUCAGGCAUUACUACGUGAUGAUUGUGUGUUAUAUCUACUUCACGAGGAUCAUCGCUAUCCUGCUGAAAGUCACCGUACCCUUCCAGUGGCAGUGGUGCCAAGAGUUCUUGAUAGAGGUGUCCACUCUGGUGUUCUUCGUGUUAACGGGAUUUAAGUUCCGGCCGGCAUCUAAUAACCCGUACCUGCAGCUGCCUCAGGACGAGGAGGACCUGGAGAUGGACGAAGUUGUGACUGAGUCCGGGGUGUUGGAGGGCGUCUCGAAGGUGAAGAACUCGUCCAACGGAAGAGAGAGACAUAGAGUGCCUGCCUUGUGAUGACACUCCGGGGGAGGAGCCUGGACUGUUAAACUCCACCCCCUUUAUUGAGCUAUUCCGACUAUAGUUGCUUCCAAGACAUCCACAGAAGCAAUCAGCUAUGCAAGAGAGGGGGGAGGAAAAGCAGGGUGGGUGUGUGUGUGUGUGUGUGUGUGUGUGUGUGUGUGUGUGUGUGCGCCCAAGCGAGAGAAAGAGAGAAAGGAAGUUCUGAACUUUUCUAUAGAGGAUAUUGGAUUUCUCCUUUAAAAAGGGGACCCAGAGCAGGGCCAUGAGGCACACCGGUUUCAUAGAUUUAUCUUAUUUUCUUCAAUUUUUCACCGUUAAUCUGUUACUCUCUCACCCUCUCCUCCUCUUCCUCCUUUCUUUCUCUCUUUAUCCAAAGAUUUACAAUCAUUUACAGGAAAAAAAUAAAAUUCCUUAAAGGAACAGUUUAGCCAAAAAUGAAACUCGAGUAGUCCAAAAUCAGUCGAUCCUCCGAGUGUGAUGUCUAAACUUCUGCUUCUCGAUUUCUCACAGGUUCUACGAGGAUAAUCUGCGAUGAUUGAUUUACAGAUUUUUACAGAAUUUGCGCAGUGCUAAACUGGAGGCUAAGCUUCCAUUAAUUGUUAGCAUUAUUAGCCUCGCAGCAGCGAGGAAUUUGUGGUGAAGAAGUGGUAGACGUUUAAUUUUAGUUUGGAAUGUUUCUUUAACUGUGCUUCAGUCUUAAAUGAAUCAAAUCUUUCUUCUUUAUUAUUUAACUGAUGAUUAUUUGCCGUGUUUAUGGUGUUGUGCCGUUUCUGUUAGCGUGUAAUGAAAAACCAGAUUUUGGUUGUUUUUUUGGGGACUUGUGUCUUGUCUUGACUCCAUCGACCCCUGAACCUCAGCGAUAAGGUCUGAGGAGAAGAUUUGUGUUUCCGAUGUGAUCUCGUUAACCGCCGAUUCCAUAGAACCAAGUUUGUUGAUUGAGGAUCGAAUCUGCAUCGCUUUAGACCUCGCACCAGAGGAGCACAAUUUACCCAGAAGGCACUUCUGCAUUCCAGCACAGUUUCCUUUCGACAUGGCGUAAGAAUGAAUAAAAUUCUUUACUUUUGACUCCUCUGUCUGCUGGAACUGCGCCACUUUCCUCAUAGUAGAGUAAUGUAAAGUACUCUCCAGCUAUGUUAAACUGCAUCUUAAACAGAUUAGCCAGAUAGAAUGCUCCAGAGGCGAUCCUGAGGGAGUUCUAGCGCUCAGGACAAAACAGUAUUGAACCCUGAGCUGGAGUAGAUCCAGAAUCCAGUGGAUUACGUUUCGCUCUGUGCCCGGUUUAGAAAAACUGCUUUGAUUGACAGCAGUUAGUCCCACCCCUUCAUAUCAUUAUGAAUUUAUUUCCUAGCACAAUGUCGAGUAAGUUUAGAGAAACCAUGCAGCUUGAGACGUUGUCUCUGGUUUUAUUGAAGACACCUAGCGAAUUUUUGAACCCCCAUGUUCAUGUUGUAUCGUCCGUCAUCAUUACUUUGGGGGGGGGGGGGGGGUUGUCUUGUCUUGAGAUCAUGAGCUUGAGAUACCGAAAAGCGUGGCACGGUUAAAGACAUGACACCUUUUUCAACAGGUACAUGCAGUCACCCCGUUGUGACCUACUUAUGCUAGCUAGCUAGCUAAUGGUAACUAUCUACGAACCCCUGUUUCAGUCACUUCGACCCAUCGGACACAGAGUUAAAUUUGUGAUCGCCAACACGAACCCUUUCGGGAAGACGCCUCGUUAUCUCUGGCUUACCAGAGUACUGAUGACUCAUGGUCUUGCUGAACAUCUGUAGAGAUACUUUCAGAUGUCCGUGUUUUAGAUGCUGGGUCUGCUCAUCUGGGCUGCAGAGGCUCUGAUGAUGUCACGUUUUCAACCUUCUAACACUUUUAACGUUAGUUUACCGUUAGUACAGUUGUGGUGAUGGAAUAUACGGUACACGUGGGAGAACGUGUCCCAUCACGUACAUGAACUUCUCCGGUUUUGUUGUCCACCUGAAGCAAUGGUGUUAGUAAUUAACGCCUGUAUGAAGUAAUGCUUGGUGUUUGUUACAUAAUGAACAUCUUGAUUUAAUCCAUUUGUGAGUAAAAGUAAGUGAAUAAAUUAGCAGUAAAUAUAAAUCACACUGUUGCGCAAUAGUUACACGUUAGUACACAACUUGGACGUGAUCGCAAACGUUUAAUUACUGAAUGUUAAUUAAUACAGGUGUCCAUGAUUGUACAGUCAAUGCUAGUGAUUAUGGAAGUGACAGCUAACAGAGCUGUGGCGUUGUUAUAAACGUUUACAGCAUUGUCACUCCAAAACGGAGCGAUAUGGUGACCGGAAUAACGACUGAUGCGGUUCUAAAAGCAUAUGUUUUCUUUCACACAGUUUCAGACUCGUGUUUCUAAAAGAUGGCGUUUACGAAUAUUUGUUUAUCGUGUGUUUGGUUGUUUUGCAAUGUUUUUGUGUCUGUUUUCCUUUUCUUUAUAACCCUCUUCAACCACUCAAAGUAGUUCCAGAGGAACAUCCGUGUUUACCAUCCAGAUGAACCAAGAUGGCCACCGUUAAAAGGGCUGUGAACUUUGUAAACAUAUUGUGCUGGCUUGUUUUUCCUUGCUAGCGUAACGUGAUGAUAUUUUGUUCCAGUGUGAGAAUGACCUUUAAAAUAAAAGGAAGUGAAAACGU